Sodiomyces alkalinus F11 is the source of this 1584-nucleotide messenger RNA. RefSeq names its product RNA-binding domain-containing protein. Bases 1 to 1584 code for a protein of 527 amino acids. The record is from RefSeq and is a predicted model, not a curated record. The transcript is spliced from 3 exons. Gene Ontology annotation, molecular function: RNA binding. NCBI's taxonomy places the organism in Eukaryota, Fungi, Ascomycota, Sordariomycetes, Glomerellales, Plectosphaerellaceae.
AUGGCCAAGUCUACUUCUGUCAAGGCUAAGACCAAGUCUGGGUCGAAGGGCGCUGCCGACCCCUUGACCAAGGUCAAGAAUGCAGGCGUCACCAAGGCUGCUGAGAGCCCCAAGGCCAAGUCUAAGGCCCUCGCCAAGAACAUUGCCGCCAAGAGCUCGAAUGGCAAGGAGAAGAAGAAGAAGAAGCCCACCAAGGUCGAGACCGAGUCCGAGUCGGAAUCGGAGUCUGAGUCUGAAUCUGAGGUUAAGAGCAAGGAGGACGACGGUUCCGACUCUUCUGAUUCGUCUGCAGACGAUAGCUCGUCUGGAUCAUCUGACUCCUCCGAAGACGAGAAGCCGAAGAAGAAGGUCGCCAACGGCGCGACCAAGAAGGCCGCCCCUGCCCCUGCGACCUCGGACUCGUCCGAGUCUGAGUCUGAGUCCGACGGCUCGGAAGAUUCCGAUUCUUCUGAGGAGGAGGUUAAGCCCAAGGCGAAGAAGGAUCUGAAGGUUAACGGUGCUACGAAGAAGGCUGCAGCCAAGAAGGAGUCUGCCUCUUCCUCAGAGUCGGACUCGGAGGACUCUGAUUCCGACAGCGAUGAGGAGGGCGGUGCAAAGGCCAAGGCUGAUGCUGGUUCUUCCGAUUCCGAUUCCUCUGAAUCCGAUGCAGCUUCGUCCGAAGAUUCGUCUGACUCUGACUCUGAUGAUAAGGAAGAGGAAAAGCCCGAGGCUGCUGAAGAGCCAUCGAAGAAGCGCAAGGCGUUGGACGAUCCGGUGAUCCCGCCGAAGAAGGCCAGGACCGAGAACAACGGCGAUCAAAGCUCCACCCUCUUUGUGGGCAGUCUUGCGUGGGCCGUCAACGAUGACAUUCUCCAUGGCGCCUUCUCCGAAUUCCCUGAUCUUGUUUCCGCCCGUGUCAUCACCGAUAAGGAGGGCGGCCGCAGCCGUGGCUUCGGCUACGUCGACUUCGCCAACCCCGAGGCCGCUGCCGCUGCGCUCGAGGCCUGCCAGGGUAAGGAGCUCGAAGGUCGUGCCAUGAACAUCGACUUUUCCGGCGCCCGGCCUGCUCGCUCCGAGAACCCCCGCGACCGCGCCAGCGACCGUGCCCAGAGACACGGUGACACACUCAGCCCCGAGAGCGACACUCUGUUUGUCGGCAACAUUUCGUUUGAUAUGGAUCAGGACUCAGUCCAUCAGUUCUUCUCCGGUGCUGGUGAAAUCACCAGCGUCCGGCUUCCUACCGACCCCGAGUCUGGAAACCUGAAGGGCUUCGGCUACGUGACUUUCAGCUCUGUGGAGGAGGCCAAGGGUGCGCUCAACACACUGAACGGACAAUACCUCGGCGAAGGAAGCUCAGCCCGUGCUGUCCGCCUUGACUUUGCGGGCGCCCGUCCCCCUCGUGAGGGCGGCGGCCGCGGUGGCGGUGGAUUUGGCGGCGGCCGGGGCGGUGGUGGUCGUGGCGGUGGUGGUGGAUUUGGCGGUGGUCGCGGCGGUGGUCGUGGCCGAGGUGGAUUUGGCGGCGGACGGGGCGGUGGCCGUGGUGGAUUCAGCUCCACCAACCGGGGGGGUCUUGGUGAUUUCAAGGGGACCAAGAUCUCCUUCUAA